AUGUGGUCAGCCUGGGUUUUUGCCUCCCUCUACUUCCCUGCUCUCCAGGUCGCGCCGCUAUACCUUUGGUACAACCAGCCGCGCUCACAGACCGUGUACCAACGCAUCGCUGCUCCCGCCGUGGCGGCCGGGAUGGCGGGGUGGGCGCUGCGGGCGGCGUUGGGCCUACGGGCGCCGGGCCUGGCGGCGGCCUGCAUCCUACCGCUGGCGCUCACCGCGCUGCUGUUUGCAGGCCCGCUGGUGGCCCUGGCGGGCAGCCCUGGCGGGGUGUGGCAGCAGCGGGGCGCGGCCCUGCCGGGCCUCGUGCGCCUGCGCAACUGGCUGGCGGCGCCGCUGCUGGAAGAGUUCCUGUACCGGGGCUGCCUCAUCUCCUACCUGCUAGCUGCCCGGGCAGGCCCCGGCGCCUGCGUCUGGCUGUCCCCGCUGCUGUUUGCCGCCUCCCACCUCCACCACCUGCACGACCUGACCCGUUUCCAGGGCCUGCCGCUGGGCAGCGCGCUGCGAGCGCUCGCCUUCCAGCUCUCCUACACCACCGCCUUUGGCUGGCUGGCGGCCUACUACUUUGUGCGCACCCGCCACCUCGCUGCCGCCGUGCUGCCCCACGCCUUUUGCAACUUUGUGGGGCCGCCGGCGCUACCGCUGCCAGGCUCCAAGCACCGACGAGCCACCACGGCCGCUUACGCCGCCGGCCUGCUGGGCUUCUUCUGUUUGCUGCGCCCGCUGACCGAUCCGGGGCUGUAUGGCAACACCUGA
Chlorella variabilis is the source of this 753-nucleotide messenger RNA. RefSeq lists its product as hypothetical. The record is from RefSeq and is a predicted model, not a curated record. Gene Ontology annotation, biological process: CAAX-box protein processing. Gene Ontology annotation, cellular component: endoplasmic reticulum membrane. Gene Ontology annotation, molecular function: metalloendopeptidase activity. The transcript has 2 exons. Lineage: Eukaryota; Viridiplantae; Chlorophyta; Trebouxiophyceae; Chlorellales; Chlorellaceae. Bases 1 to 753 code for a protein of 250 amino acids.